Messenger RNA from Poecilia latipinna (sailfin molly), 803 nucleotides. RefSeq names its product potassium voltage-gated channel subfamily H member 1-like. Lineage: Eukaryota; Metazoa; Chordata; Actinopteri; Cyprinodontiformes; Poeciliidae. The transcript is spliced from 3 exons. Gene Ontology annotation, cellular component: voltage-gated potassium channel complex; plasma membrane. Gene Ontology annotation, biological process: regulation of membrane potential; potassium ion transmembrane transport. Gene Ontology annotation, molecular function: delayed rectifier potassium channel activity. The record is from RefSeq and is a predicted model, not a curated record. Bases 287 to 514 code for a protein of 75 amino acids.
CGUCCCGGUCUUGUUUUCCACUCCUGCAUGAUGAGGCGGUGCGUGAGGCGCCAACGCAUCCCACCGGGCUGAGGAGGAGGAAAAGGUGGAGGUGGAGGAGGAGGCUAACGAAGCAGAGCAGACAGCUCCUGUCCGCGAAACGCACGCAGCUCCUUCAAUAAAAGAAAGAAAGAAAGAAAGAAAGAAAGAAAGAAAGAAAGAAAGAAGCACACAGGAGAAAGCAUGAAGAGCAGCGAGGCACUGAGGGGUACAUUUCCAUCUGCAGAGGACUGAGUGAAGCCGCAGCAUGGCGGGGGGGCGGAGGGGACUUGUGGCCCCCCAGAAUACUUUUUUGGAGAAUAUUGUGAGACGGUCGAACGUUUGGACACUGCCACAUAGACAGACAGACACCAACUUUGUCCUGGGCAACGCUCAGAUAGUGGACUGGCCCAUUGUCUACAGCAACGAUGGCUUCUGCAAGUUGUCAGGCUACCACAGGGCGGAGGUGAUGCAGAAAAGCAGCACCUGCAGGUAGGGGCGACGAGACGCAUGCCUAAAAGUCACAAUGUUGAAGUUUGUGAACUAGGGGUGCACCGAUUUAUUGGUGAUGAUUUCCUUAGUUUUGGGAGAUCGUCCAAUUAUUACAUAUGAAGCCGAUCUUAUCCGCCGAUUUUAUCUAGCUUGGCAAAUGUGUAAAAAUCAACCACUGUCCUCUUUUGCUCUCCGGUGAGAGAGGUUUGACUGACCUGGUCGUCCCUCCAAGUCAUGUGUGCACGUUCACAAUUAACAAUAGUGACCCCACUGUUGGCAACUCAACAACUUUC